UAAUUUUUUUAAUAAUAAUUUUUAAUUAGGUUUCCAGGAUGGGAGCUUACAAGUACAUUCAGGAAUUGUAUAGGAAGAAACAAAGCGAUGUUCUCAGGUUUCUUCUUAGAGUUCGAGUGUGGCAAUAUCGUCAGUUGACAAAACUCCACCGUACCCCACGUCCCAGCCGUCCUGACAAAGCUAGAAGGUUGGGAUAUAGAGCUAAACAAGGUUUUGUCAUUUUCCGUAUCCGUGUACGACGUGGUGGUCGUAAACGUCCUGUUCCGAAAGGAGCCACCUAUGGUAAACCUAAGAGUCACGGAGUAAAUGAAUUAAAACCUGUCCGUAACUUGCAAGCUAUUGCUGAGGAACGUGUGGGAAGAAGAUGUGGUGGAUUGAGAGUUCUUAACUCAUACUGGGUUGCUCAGGACUCUUCUUAUAAAUAUUUUGAAGUUAUUCUGGUUGACCCAUCACAUAACGCAAUUCGUCGUGAUCCUAAAGUUAAUUGGAUAGUGAAUGCUGUCCACAAACACCGUGAACUACGUGGUAAAACGUCUGCAGGAAAGUCUUCACGUGGUUUGGGCAAGGGACACAGAUAUUCCCAAACAAAGGGUGGUUCCAGACGAGCUGCCUGGCUCAGACGAAACUCUCUGCAAUUGCGCAGAAAACGAUAAGUUAUGUUUUACUUUUUUGAUAAAUAUUAAAUACUACAUCUGAGCUUA
Leptinotarsa decemlineata (Colorado potato beetle) is the source of this 701-nucleotide messenger RNA. It is a transcript of the gene RpL15, whose product is annotated as ribosomal protein L15. Gene Ontology annotation, cellular component: ribosome; cytosolic large ribosomal subunit. Lineage: Eukaryota; Metazoa; Arthropoda; Insecta; Coleoptera; Chrysomelidae. Gene Ontology annotation, molecular function: RNA binding; structural constituent of ribosome. The record is from RefSeq and is a predicted model, not a curated record. Gene Ontology annotation, biological process: cytoplasmic translation.